AUUUUAGGUUGGACCAGCACCGAACAAUAGACGAAUAUGGGAGAAAGCCAACCUUACCGUACUAGUACCACCAGAGAAAGUGGAAAUACAACAUCGUUCAAACGCUAGUAUCCUAGAGGUACGAGAGGCGGAGCGUGUUCCGCUGACUUGUUUCGCACGAAUGAGCAAGCCUCAAUCGCAGUUGAAAUGGUAUAAAAACGGAAAUGAAUUGAAAGAUAACGUGAUGGUGAAGACUAGAGAGUUCCAAAAUGGCCUCAUCACAGUUUCUAGUACAACAACGCUCUAUCCAAAACUAGAUGACAAUAAUGUCACCUAUACGUGCAAGGCUACUCAUGCUGGAUUAAAACGUCCCAAGUUUUCAUCUGUAACAGUUAUAGUGCUUUACCCUCCUGAACCACCGAAAAUCGAAGGUUACCAAGAAGACGAUAUCGUUCAAGUGGGUGAUACAUUAACGCUGGCUUGCAUUUCUCGAGGGGGGAAUCCCCCAUCCAAAUUACUCUGGUUCCGAAAUGAAGCUCAAGUUGACUCAAGCUUCUCCGUGUCUGGCAGAGAAACGACCAAUCCAUACACGUUUCACGUCGACGCAUCAGACAACAACGCCGAGUAUCGCUGCGAGGCAUCAAACACUGUCACAUUAAAGCCAAUGGCCGCCACUGUCAGAUUAAAAGUCUACUUUCCACCUACACAAGUGACAAUAAAAGGGCCUACAGAAGGUAAAAGAGGUGACAACGUUACGCUCAACUGCAUAGCUGGACCAAGCAAUCCAGCUGCCAAGAUAUCUUGGGUUGUGGAUGGCAGACCUGUGCCUUCUGCCGGAUCUUAUACAGAAAGUUUGGAAGGAGGCUGGAUUACCACGUCCAGGAUAACCAUUGGUUUAACGUGGCAGGAUCCCAAAGAGAUAUCGUUCUCCUGUUUUGCACUAAAUGAAGCUUUAGCAGACAGCGUUUCUCAAACGUCUUCUCUGAGCAUAAUUUAUCCGCCAGGUCCGCCAUCAAUACAAGACUUUCAGGACAAACCAAUCAGAGCUGGAGACUUCCAGAGGCUCACCUGUGUAUCUUUGGGAGGAAAUCCCUUAGCAAUCCUUCGAUGGUUUAAAGGAAAUACAGAGCUUAGUGGAACUCCUCAACCCUUACAAAAAGGGAUCUCUAGCACUCUGGUUAUCCGAGCAGAUGCAAGUGACAACGGUGCUGUGUAUCGAUGCGAAGCCUCGAACCCAGCAACCUUGAGACCUAUGGUUGCGUCUGUGACGCCGACGGUUCUGUUUCCACCUUCAUCCGUGAACAUUAAAACUGAGCCACGAAAUCCGAAAUCUGGUCAAGUAGUCCUUCUUACCUGUGAGUCAACCACCAGCAACCCUGAAGCCACUAUUCAAUGGUGGAGAAACGGUGAUCCGGUCACUGGCAGUCAUGAUGGAGUCGUUGAUGGCCUUUAUGGAGGAAAGGUAUCUCGAAGUCGGUUGCGCUUUAACGUCACUUCCGCUGACGACAGAUCUGAAUUUACUUGUCAAGCUACCAACCUCAAGCUUCAGCGAAGUGUUCACCAUAGUGUAACGCUACGAGUGCUCUAUAAACCAGAAUUCUUAGUUGCAGAAAUGGAAAAGUUUGACGCUGUGGAGGGUGAAUCAGGAUCGUUUAACGUCUCAGCAAUAGGAAAUCCACCAAUUAUUGACUAUACCUGGAUUCGAGACGGUGAACCUGUGUUAGACGUUUCGGACAGUCAUGUCUGGGAAACGAAACGAAUAACCACCCAUCGAGUAGUUUCAAGAGGUCCAGUCUUGGAAAUUGCUGAAGUGUCAAGGAACUUUGGUGGGCAAUAUGUAUGUGAGGCUUCCAAUUCUCAAGGCACCACCAGGAGAGUUGUCCUAAUCAACGUCUUGUACGAAGCAUCCGUGACGAGAGUAAAUCCUCCUACCUACGUGAGUGAGGGAGAUGAUGCCCAUUUCCAGUGUGAGGCUACAGGAAAUCCUUUGAGAGAAGACACCAUCCGCUGGAAUCGACCAGGAUUUGAAAGAAAGAGAAUGCAAGUCAUCUCCGAAAAGGGGCGUUCGUUUCUUACCGUUUUGAACGUUUCCAAGGAGGACGCCGGUGAAUUUGAAUGCGUGUCUUACAACGGUAUUGGCGAGGAAUCUACGGCUCGUGUUCUGCUUGUUGUCAAGUUUAAGCCUGUCAUUCAGAAGUCGCUAAUUAACUUACAAGUUGCCGGAGAAGAAGGAAAAGCUUCACGUCUCUCGUGUCAGGCACAGGCAGCUCCGAACGUUAGCUUCGCUUGGUCAAGAGAUGGUCGAUUCAUUCCAGAAGAAGAAGGCUUCGGCACAUUGAAGUUUUCUCAACAAGAUGUCAAUAUAGGAGGUGUUCUGUGGGAGAGUACGCUAUUUAUCAACGACAUCGAGCCAAGCGAAUUCGGAAUCUACGAAUGCAUGGCCAGAAAUGAAAUGGGAAAAACCGGUAUAAGAAUUCAAUUAAGAAAGAAAGGCCCGCCAGAUCCACCUAGCGGUCUUUCUGUGGUAAACGUCACUCACAACUCUGUUUCGUUGGCUUGGAGACCAGGAUUUGAUGGAGGCUUUCAGCAGCAAUUUAAGGUUCGAUUUAAAAAGAAAUCAUUCGAAGAAUUUACUUACAGCGAUUACUUACCAGCGAACGCUUCUGGAGCUAUCAUCAACGGGUUGGAUCCUGGAACAGGCUACAUUUUUGAAAUAAUGUCCCAAAACGUUGCUGGUCAAAGUGACUACAGCAGUGAUGUAGCAUACAUACAAACACGAGGUAUUUUUUUAGAUAAUCAUCGAGAAUUUUAUCACUGUUUAUAG
This is a messenger RNA of Limulus polyphemus (Atlantic horseshoe crab), 2803 nucleotides long. Its product is annotated as synaptogenesis protein syg-2-like. The transcript is spliced from 14 exons. Gene Ontology annotation, molecular function: protein binding. The record is from RefSeq and is a predicted model, not a curated record. Bases 161 to 2803 code for a protein of 880 amino acids. Lineage: Eukaryota; Metazoa; Arthropoda; Merostomata; Xiphosura; Limulidae.